GUUUCAGGGAAGGAGAAGGGGAAGUGGGAAGGGAUGUGAAAGUUGGCCACAGGCCAGCACCGCCCUGCUUGGUGUCCCACAGGGGUCCCUGGGCGAAGGACGGGAGUAUCCAGUGCAUCGACGACCAGACGCAGUGACACCAUGGAAGCCCCCUGGGGCUGGCUGGUGAUCGGUGUGCUGGCCAUAUCCCUGGCCUCUUCGGUGACCCAGGACGUUUGCCGAGCACAGGAUGGGAGGGACGGGGCCGCAGGAAUACCCGGCCGACCCGGACGGCCAGGCCUCAAGGGGGAGCGAGGGGAGCAGGGGGCCGCUGGUAUCCAGACAGGCGUCCGUGGCCUUAAAGGAGACCAGGGAGAGCCUGGGCCCCCUGGAAAACCUGGCAGAAUGGGCUACCCAGGGCCCAGCGGCCCCCUGGGGCCCCCUGGCCUCCCAGGGUUGAAGGGCAUCAAAGGCAACCCAGGAAACAUCCAGAACCAGCCGCAGCCGGCCUUCUCGGCCGUGAGACGGAACCCUCCGAUGGGUGGCAACGUGGUCAUCUUUGACACGGUCAUCACCAACCAGGAGAGCCCAUACCAGAGCCACUCGGGCCGGUUCAUCUGCUCUGUGCCGGGUUACUACUACUUCACCUUCCAGGUGGUGUCCAAGUGGGACAUCUGCCUGUCUAUCGUGUCCUUUGGGAGGGGCCAAGUCCAGCGUUCCUUGGGCUUCUGUGACGCCAACAGCAAAGGACUCUUCCAGGUGGUGUCCGGGGGUACGGUGUUCCAGCUCCAGCAGGGAGACCAGGUCUGGAUUGAAAAAGACCCCAAUAAGGGCCGCAUUUACCAGGGUUCAGAGGCCGACAGCGUAUUUAGUGGCUUCCUCAUCUUCCCAUCCACCUGAGCCCCUCCCCACCAUGGCCUCCGCUUCCUGCUGUGUGACCCUGGCCCACUCACUCCACCUUUCUGGUGUCUAUGCCCUGCUCUGUAAAGUCGGGGUGCUGUUGCUUUAGCUGCCUGAAGGAAGAUCAUUUCUUGGAACUCUCCCUGGAAUAAAUACCUGAGUCCACGUCU
Molecule: messenger RNA, 1049 nt
Organism: Lagenorhynchus albirostris (white-beaked dolphin)
Lineage: Eukaryota; Metazoa; Chordata; Mammalia; Artiodactyla; Delphinidae
Gene: C1QA
Product: complement C1q A chain
Exons: 3
Coding region: 142-879 (245 amino acids)
Molecular function (GO): protein binding
Source: RefSeq, a predicted model, not a curated record